This is a messenger RNA of Aphanomyces astaci, 213 nucleotides long. RefSeq lists its product as hypothetical. The transcript has a single exon. The coding region runs from base 1 to 213 and encodes 70 amino acids. The record is from RefSeq and is a predicted model, not a curated record. NCBI's taxonomy places the organism in Eukaryota, Oomycota, Saprolegniomycetes, Saprolegniales, Verrucalvaceae.
AUGUCGUUGCCGUCAACGCCAAUAGCUGGUGCGAUGCCGUUCGCGGCCUACCCCCCGGAAAUCGCUGCCGUUCUGCGGUUGGAGCAGCACGUGGGCAAUCAAGUGCAGGCAGGUGUCCACGAACAGUGCGCGCGGCUGGAUGACGUGCAGAAUGCUGUCGGCGCCCAGACGCGACAUACCUACGAGCAGAUGGUGCACCUGCACCAUCAAUAA